Molecule: messenger RNA, 6756 nt
Organism: Vespula vulgaris
Lineage: Eukaryota; Metazoa; Arthropoda; Insecta; Hymenoptera; Vespidae
Gene: Sirt1
Product: NAD-dependent protein deacetylase sirtuin-1
Exons: 10
Coding region: 1-2562 (853 amino acids)
Molecular function (GO): NAD+ binding
Source: RefSeq, a predicted model, not a curated record
AUGGCGUCGGGCUCGGAGGUGCCAGAAUAUUCGUCCCCAGCAAAACGGCGAAAGGUCGACGGUUACGACUAUACGUCUAUCAACAGUAUUGAACCAGAUUUCAGAGAUUGCGAGAUCGUACGUGACAGAGCGAAUGAAGAUUUUGAAGAAACAUCGGGUACAGACAGCGCAUAUGCUGAAUUAAGCGAUGAAUCCAAGUCGGCAUCCACUUCUUCAGAUGCUACAAAUUUGACAUCUUCAUCUAGAAUUGAUUCGACCAGUGACGAUACUGGAUGCCCGAUUGACACUGCAGAUGAAAAAGACGAAGUGUCAUCGACAGUAUCCAAUUUGUCCGAUUUAUCAGGUUUAUCUGAACUUUCUGGUAACGGAGAAGUUGGUAAUCAGUGGCGAAACGCCUGUUCGUGGGUGCAAAAGCAAAUGUUAACGGGUACAGAUCCACGAGAUCUUUUACAUCACCUACUCAUGGAUUCCACACAGAUUCCAGAGCAGGUUGAUGACCUGACGUUGUGGAAGAUAAUAAUAAAUAUGAUGUCUGAACCACCACGAAGACAAAAGUUGAGGCAUAUAAAUACGUUAUCCGACGUUGUUAGAUUAAUUCGCAAUAGUAAAAAAAUCAUAGUUCUGACAGGCGCUGGUGUGAGUGUGAGUUGUGGUAUACCUGACUUCAGAAGUAGAGAUGGUAUAUAUUCAAGACUCGCUCAAGAUUUUCCAGAUUUACCCGAUCCACAGGCUAUGUUUGACAUCAAUUAUUUUGGCCAAGAUCCCAGACCAUUUUACAAAUUUGCACGUGAAAUAUACCCUGGACAAUUUAAACCUAGCCCCUGUCAUAGGUUUAUAAAAAUAUUGGACAAACAGAAGAAGCUUUUAAGAAAUUAUUCACAAAAUAUCGAUACUUUGGAACAAGUAGCUGGCAUUGAAAACGUGAUAGAGUGCCACGGCUCGUUUGCUACUGCUUCCUGUACAAGAUGUAAAUAUCAAGUUAAAGCGGACGACAUCAGAGAAGAUAUUUUUGCCCAAAGAAUACCUUUGUGUCCAAAGUGCAGAGUAAACGCCCUACCUUCGAUAGCAGAGACCAACCCCAAUGAAAAUUAUAGAGAUCUCGUGUCUCAAGGUAUUAUGAAACCUGACAUAGUCUUCUUUGGCGAAGGUCUUCCGGAUGCAUUUCAUGACGCCAUGGCAAAAGAUAAGGACGAUUGUGACCUUUUAAUUGUCAUUGGAUCAUCUCUGAAGGUUCGGCCGGUAGCCUUAAUUCCAUCAUCUAUUCCAUCUCACGUUCCUCAAAUUCUCAUCAAUCGUGAAUCCCUGCCGCAUCUCAAAUUUGACGUUGAGCUACUAGGAGAUGGUGAUAUUAUUAUAAAUCAGCUUUGUCAUUUAAUGGGUGAUAAUUACAAAGAAGUAUGUUGGCGUGAAAAAGUCCUAAAAGAAGCAUCUCAACUAUUACCAUCGCGUUGUGUACCGGACGAUACGUGGGAACAAAGUCAAGAUAUUGCCGAUCACACAAUAUUACCACAAAACAGUACAGACGAUAUUUUAACAUCACAUAAUAUUUCUUUAGAGAGUCCAAGCAAUUUAAUAAUCAAUCCAAAUCCGAUAGCUCAAUACGUCCAAAAUACAACAGACGUAUGUGUUUCUUCAACUUUCCAAAUUACUCGUACAGAAAAUGUAGAAGAAACAUAUAACUUGGAUGAAAGUCCAAAGCGAAGGUUAGACAUUUCCAGUAAUGAAAAUAGCCCUAAAAGAAUGAAUCUUGGGUGCCAUUCCGUUAUAAAUUACGUUGCAUGUAAGGAUACAACAGAAACUAGUGAUCAAACGAUACAUUCUAUAGAAUCUAAGAAUCAUAUUAUAUCUGUGGAAUCAACGUCUGAACAUAAUGGCCAAAUUUAUAACUUAGAGGAAUGCCAAGUGGCUCCAAGAUUAAUCGAAUUUCCUUCAAUCAAUACGUUAACGAACAUUACGUCAGAAACAAAUCGAUUUGAGAGUAGUAGGGAAGAAAUUAAAAAAUCUGAUGAAGAAUCCACAUUAAUGAAUCAUGUUGGAUAUGAAAAAACUGUUUUUAAACCACGUCAAACCUCUAUUGAUUCGGCUAUGGAUUCUGGUAUAGGUGAUAGUUGUAAUAGCGUUGAUAGUUCAGAAGAAAAAGGUGAAAUUGGAGAAUCUAAGUCCAAUGAAUUAGAGAGAUACUGUUGGCCUCCUAAAAUCAGAGAAAGUCUUGCUACUAGAUUACCAGAUAAUUCAUAUUAUCAAUUGACACCUGGAAGAUAUAUUUUUCCUGGAGCAGAAAUAUAUUCUGAUCCCGAAGAUUAUGAUAGAUAUUCUCUAUCAGCAAAUUCCGAAAGUUUUGAUAGCGAUAGUGAGUCUUCGUCGGGUGACGAAGAGGAGGAGGAGGAAGAGGAGGAGGAAGAAGAAGAGGAGGAAGAAGAAGAAGGUGAAGGAGAAAGGGAGCAGGAAGAAGAGAUACAUGACACUUGUUCCACUGAUAAUUCAACAGAGAAAGUUAACAAUGAAGCCGAAGACAACAAUGUAAACUGGGCAAGUAAUUCGUAUAGUGGUAUACAAAAUUGAACAUGUACAGAUAUGUGGCAGUCAAUUUUAGUCACUGUUACUUUAAUGAAUUUUUAGCAGAAUUUGAUGAUAUCGUUGAGUAGUUAAUGUACAGUGCAAUUCUUAUCGACGUAACACAAAGCAAUGUUCGAGAUAUACGUUGUCAUACACGGAAUACACACGAAUGAAUUGUGUAGAGUCUUCUUGCUUGGUAAUUAGAAUUAAGUUGUAUCAGGCGGUAGAAGCAGAGAAGCUUAUUUAUACGAUUCAUUAGACAUGAGAUUAAUGAUACUUGACCAUAAAGUAUUACCACCGAGUACUGAAAUAUUCAGUUUUUACUCAUGGUUGUAGACUCACAAGUAAUUCAAGGUUGAACUUCAGUCGUUGAAACAUGAGUUACAUUACAAAUGGUGUAAUAUAUUUCACAACCUCAACAUAUACAUUCAAUGGUAUACAAAAUGUACAUGUUCUUCUAAUAUGUGUUACUUUAUAAUUUCAUUUUAAUGUAUUCACAAAGUUUGCUAGAUAAAGUAGUACAGAUGAAACUUUUUGCAAACAUCGAAAGUAAUCGUUGUUUAGAGUUUUUAAAUACAGCUUCUACAAGCUGCAUCUUAUCGUGGUUUUUUCUUUAUAGAAAAUGCGAUGUAGAUUGAAUACAAAAUCACAUUGUGAAUAUAAUAAUUAUUGAAAGACUAAUUUCAUGAAAAUGAUAAGUGUUAUAUCGUUGUAAAGUUACAGUUUCAAAAACUUAUCUAUCGGUUUUUAUAAAUUGAAAGCAUUUUUCUUCCAAUAAGAUUAGAAAUCGCAUUUCUCGUGACGAUCUCCGUGUAUCGUAUUUGAUAAUAUUUAAAAUGAAAUGAGGUACUUUAAAUAUUAUUACAUCGGCGUAUAGAUAUACCAAUGUAACUAGAACUCACACAAAUACGUUAUAUAUUGAGGUUUUCUCUUCGAGAGAUACCAGUGAUUAUUCUGUAAGUAUAUUGAAAUCCUCUUUCGUAUUAUUAUUAUUCUUAUUCUUAUUAUUAUAUACUUCUUCUUUCUCUUCUUCUUUUUCUUCUUCUUAUCAUUAUUAUUUAUCGAUCGAUUCUUUAUAAAGGGAUAUGUAAAUAUAAAUAUCAUAAUUAUACCAUGAUUUCGUAUUAACACAAAAAAAUCAUGAGACGAUAAUAUAACAUGCAAUAAAUGUUCUUUUGUCCUUUGUAUUUGAGAGCCAAAGUAUUGAAAGGAUUGUAAAUAUCAAGCAAUCAUAUAUAUAGAAACACGUUUAAUAUGAGCACUUUAGAUUACCGACCAUCUCGUGCAAAAAAAAUACAUUUAAUAUUAACAUUUUAAUGUUUUCAACUAAGGUAAUCACACUCAGUAUGCACGUGAAUUUACGCUAUAAGUAGAGAUUGGCACCGAAAUAAUAGAGAUACGAAUAUAAUUAAGUCGAAGAAAAUCAUUGCCGUAUAUUUCUUUAAGACGGUUGGUAAAGAGGUCACAAAAUUGGUUUUUUUUUCGUUUUUCCUUUUUUUUUUAAAUAUAUAAAAUCUUUAUUGAUAAAAAAGUUUUGAAGAAAAUUUUUAUGUUUCACUUAGAAUCCUGUGACUUAUUUACACGUUAGUGCUCUUAUUACAAUUUAUGUUUUCUAUCAAAUCCUGUUUUUGCUCCAAUUAUAAACUGUAUAUUACUAUUCUUCUUCUUUAUCUUUCUUUGUGAUUCUGCAAAGAAUAGAGAUAUCAAUUUUUUUAUUGUAACAUGUUUCAGGCUGAGAUAAAAGUUAACUUUUUUUAUAGCCUCGUUCGAAGAUUAGUGGUAUAUAUAUGUAUUUUUUUUAUACAUAUAGAUUCUAUAGAUUAACGUGUUAUGUCUCAAAGUUAUCGAUUUUUUUUAAAAAAAAGGACAAUGAAAAGUUUCUUAGAAAGUCACGUUCCUCGAGUAUCGUAUUGGUGACAGAAAAAACCUCUUUUCUAUAUAGUAAUUUAGAUUUUAUAUAUAUAUAUAUAUAUAUAUAUAUAUAUAUACAUAUAUAUACAUAUAUAUACAUAUAUAUACAUAUAUAUAUACAUAUAUAUAUACAUAUAUAUACAUAUAUACAUAUAUAUACAUAUAUAUAUAUAUAUAUAUAUAUAUAUAUAUAUAUACAUACAUACAUAUAUUGUACAUCAGCACGAUUAAACGAUGGUCUUAAUGAUUUGGCAAUUAAUAAUUUAAGCUUAUUAAGUUCGACUUUGUUUCAUUGGAGCACGGGCGAAUGUACAAAGCAAUGUUGGAUAGCUUCGCAUUGCGUGUUAUUUUUAUAUGAAUGAAAAAAAAGGUUAGAUUAGUAAUUUACAGGAUAUAAACACAAAGAACAACAAUGCAAUAACUUUCGACAAACCAUUAGCAACAAAUCGUCAUAUACGAUUGUUAUAUUUGCAAGAUAAUUGCAAGACGAUGCAUUGCAAAGUUCAAGCCGAAAAUGCUAAAAAAAACUUAUAAAAUUCAGGCAUUUUGUAUGAAUGCAUCAAAACGAAAGGAUUUGUCAAAGUUAUUAUUGCAGGAGAAAAAAAAUAAUAAUAAAAAAAAAAUGAAAUUGUACAGAAUGAUUAUAUGCGCAACAAGCAGAUUAUGAAUACAAUAAACGUUAAUGUGUACUAAUAGCAAUGUCCCUCUCCCCAAAAAAAUAUCGGACAUUGCUUUACGAAAUUUGACAUAUAAUGAUAAACUACGCAUAUAGGAAAACACACGUCCGACUAGUUACUAGAAUCUUGCACUAAUUAAAGACAUCUAGUAAUACAUUUACUAAAUGUGGCUAAAGAAUUGAAGUUUUCUCUUCUAAGUUUCUAAGCCGCGUAUUCUCUUGUGGACGUUUAUUAUCAUAUACCUGUGAAGAUUCCAACGCAGCGAAGGAUUGAAGAUUCUUAAUCUGCUCUGUUACCUUUAUAUAUGUCCUAUAUAUAUAAUAUAUGGGUGGAUAUACACAUACAUUAAUGUAUGCAUAUAUAUAUAUAUAUAUACAGACAUAUAUUUUGGUUCCUAACAGUAAGAGUCAAUUUUAUAAGAUUAGACGAAGAGAUUAUCUUCUGCUUUGUACAAAUGGCUUUAUUUAUCAUUGUUUUGCGAAGUAAUGUGCAGGAGAGGCAGAUUAGGUAUUAUUUUAUAAAAGGCUCCCUCUCUUUAUCCACACCUCGUUUUAUUUCUAUUCUUCUUUUAUUUAUUUAAGAUGUAAUGAGAGCGCGCAUACACACACACGCACGCGCGUACGCACACACACACACACACACACAUACACAUAUGUACACAAAUUACAGAACAAAAAGUUGGUUUUUAUUAUUGCACCCAAAGUUACACAAAUCUUUUGGAACAUUAUCUUUCUGCUAUCGAUAAUAUUUAACAUGGUAGUUAAAGGAAUGUUAGUUUAAUAUAUUAACAUAAAAAAAUUAAUAAUCUCUUUUUUAUAUAUUCUUAACUCUUAUCUUUUGCUCAUUUAGAUAAUACUGGAAUAUACAGAAUUUUAUAUAAUUUUACUAUGUUGUAUAUAUUUAUUACGAAUAUAUUAAUUAUUUUGAAAGUAUUAUUCUAUGUCAUGAUAAUUAAAAUUUGAUCAUAUAAAGUACGCGAUCGAUUCAGAAAGAGAGGUGUUCGUUUAUGAAGAUUUGACAAUCAUGCCAACUUUUUUUUCAAGAGUACUGACUUUUUGUAUAAAUGCGUCAUAUGUAAAUAUUUAUUAUUUUUACUAUAUGUAACAGAUUAUGGAUCUCGUCGUAUUAGUUGAGAUACGAAAUAUUGUAUGUGAAUCGUAUAAUUUAUAUUCCAAUAAUAUAUACAUGUGCGUGUAUGUAUGUAUAUAAUAUGUGUAUAUAUAUAUAUACGUGUGUGUAUAUAUAUUAUAUGAUAUGUUAAAAAAAGUUAAGAGGAUAAAGAAAAAUUUAUUUUUACGAUUCAGCUAAUGCGGCGAAAAUAGUAGAAGCAGUUCUUGAUUUUUUUAUAAUUUGUUAUUCAAUCUAACGAAUGUUAAAAAAAAAAUGUUCUCUAUUAUAAACGUUGUAAGUUUUGUUUUUUGGUAUUACUAACGUGUAAGCUUAAUCUUUUAAAUUAAACAUUUUUCUAUAAUAGCAGCUACACGAUUUAUUCUAUCACCCAAUGGAGCCCCCAACAAAUUAUUAUUGAUUCUUAUGUUUGCAUUUAAAUAGAACGAAAAAAUAAUGUAACAAGGAUAAAUGUACAAAUAAAAAUGAAAGCGAGUAUACUCAG